GAAAAAGAUAUGUACCUUAGGGAAGAACCUCAGUGAGAGGGAGGGAAUCAGAGGACGAGUAGGAGCGUGUGUGCGAGUGUGUGAAAGAGACACUUACUCUCCUAACUACUGGGACACACACACUUUCCUCACCCAACUCAAAGAAGCAGCAAACCCUGGAGAAUUUUAUUUUUGAUUUCAUUUUUCAUUUAAACCCCAAAACUGCUAAUCAUUCUCUCAAGCAUCCAUCUGCUGGGACUUAAUUUUCAGCCCCUCUCUAGGAAUUCUAUGUAUUGAUCAAUAGACAAUUUCCAUCCACACAAGACAUACCUCAUGGAUUUGUACCUGGUUGGAUAUCUCAUGUGCAUGUGGUUGUCCAGCUCUCGGGUGCUUGGAGGCUAUCCCAUCUGGUGGUCCCUGGCCCUUGGGCAGCAGUACUCAUCCCUAGGCUCCCAACCCAUCCUGUGUGGCUCCAUACCUGGUCUGGUGCCAAAACAACUGCGCUUCUGCCGCAAUUACAUUGAGAUCAUGCCCAGUGUAGCAGAGGGAGUCAAACUGGGAAUCCAGGAGUGCCAGCACCAGUUCCGAGGCCGCAGGUGGAACUGCACCACUAUCAAGGACAAUCUAGCAAUAUUUGGACCUGUACUUGAUAAAGCCACAAGAGAGUCUGCAUUUGUUCAUGCGAUUGCCUCAGCUGGAGUGGCGUUUGCAGUGACCCGUUCGUGUGCAGAGGGGACCUCCACAAUGUGCGGCUGUGACUCCCAUCAUAAAGGACCGCCGGGAGAGGGAUGGAAGUGGGGUGGCUGCAGCGAAGAUGCAGAGUUUGGGGUUUUGGUGUCUCGAGAGUUUGCAGACGCUCGUGAGAACCGACCAGAUGCUCGGAGUGCCAUGAACAGACACAACAAUGAGGCAGGUCGAAUGACCAUCCUAGAAAACAUGCACCUGCGCUGUAAGUGCCAUGGACUGUCAGGCAGCUGCGAAGUAAAGACCUGUUGGUGGGCUCAGCCUGACUUCAGGCUGUUGGGGGACUACCUGAAAGACAAGUACGACAGUGCUUCUGAAAUGGUGGUGGAGAAACACCGGGAAUCCAGAGGCUGGGUGGAAACACUACGGGCCAAAUACGCCUUCUUCAAGCACCCCACAGAGCGAGACCUGGUGUACUACGAGGGCUCGCCCAACUUCUGUGAGCCGAACCCGGAGACGGGCUCGUUUGGCACCCGCGACCGCGCCUGCAACGUGUCGUCGCACGGCAUCGAGGGCUGCGACUUGUUAUGUUGUGGCCGUGGCCAUAACACACGGACAGAAAAGCGCAAGGAGAAAUGCCACUGCAUCUUCCACUGGUGCUGCUACGUCAGCUGCCAGGAGUGUGUGAGGGUCUACGACGUGCACACGUGUAAAUAAGCGCAGGAAGAAAGGGACAAGUGGACAUUAAAGAUGGAAAGCGAGAGAAGGAGAGGGAGAGACUGAGAACACACACAAGAUAGUGGCACUUCUGUGGUAGAACCCUUUACUAAUGUGCCCUUUUUGAUCUACACGCCCCAAAAGAUGCCCUUCGUGAGCAUCAUGGUUACUACUGCCAUUCCUCUCACUCUUUUUUGUGGUACGCAUUACUUUUCCUAAAUGCCUUGUUAUCAUUCAGUCGUCUUUAUCUGUAACACCAUCUCUCUGAUCAUCUCGCCCCACUGCCCAGGGGCCGAAACAGGAUAUGUUUAAAUACAACCAAUGACACUAGGCAAGCAUUAAAGAACAAGAGGAGGGGGGAGAGGACGACGAGAAGCUCUCGGUUAACUACUGAACACUGGGUCUCAAAAUAUGCCCUGCUAUACUACUGAAUCCAAUGCAAUGCCCAUGUUUUCCCUCAUAGGCCAAGGACAUAUUGUACACUCCUACCACAUUCCCUAUAAUCACAUAUGUUCAAUUCAUGGAACAUAUUGCUGUUUGCUACAUAAAAACUCUUGUUAAUUUGCUUUAUACAGCAGUUUGGAGGGAUGCAAUUGAUAUAUUAGCGUAGAAUGCUGUGGGCGGUGCAAACAGGCAUUAUGGGUACCUUCCGAAUUUCAAAAGGGAUUUUUGCAGAACAUGUACAUGCAAAGCCAUCGGUGACUCUCCUGGAUGAGUGCAGGACAGCUGGUGAAAUGCAUGACGGCAUAAUGCAACGACACACACUGGGCUCACGUGCACCCGACCAGUAAAAUUUGCACUUACAAAACUACUAAUGAGUAUACUAAUUUUAGAGAUUAUGGUGAUUAUUUUUUAACAUAUUCUUUUUGAUAAAGCUCCUCGUAUAUGACUGUGAAGGCUCCGUUUCAACACUUCCCUGACGAGAAGUUUGCGUAGAGGAAGGAGAACAAGUGAGCAGGAGGAGUAUAGUUAGAGAUACUUCACCCAAAAAUGAAAAAUUCUGUUACCAGUUACUCACCCUCAUGUCGUUCCAAAUCUGUCAGACCUUUGUUCAUCUUCAGAACACAAAUUAAGAUAUUUUUGAUGGAAUCCAAGAGCUUUCUGACCUUAGAUAGACACCAACGCAACUAAAACAUCGUCUUUACUACCCAGAAAGGUAGUAAAGACGAUGCUAAAACAGUCCAUGUGACAUCAGUAGUUCAAUCGUAAUUUUGCGGAAAGAAAACAAAAAUAACGACUUCAUUUAACAAUUUCUUCACUUCUGUGUCAGUCAAAGCAUGUUUAUGUGUAUUUGUGUUCCAAGAUGAACAAAGGUCUUACAAGUUUGGAACAACAUGAGGGUUAGUAAUAAAUGACAGAAUUUUCAUUUUUGGGUGAACUAUCCCUUUAAGGAAAGAAAUAGGAGGGUCAAUAUAAGAGGGAAGUGGCAACUCAAUUUCAUGAAAAAAAGCGCAAUUACUUCACAAGGUGGUGAUUUCGUAUGAAUUCAUAUGAUUUGAUACAUAGAGAAAUAUACAAUUUUUAGAAAAAAGAAAGCAUGCACUCUAAGAAAAUGCUGGGUUAAAAACAACCCAACGCUGGGUAAAUAUUGAACAGAACACAUGCUGAGUUAUUUUGACCCAGCUGGUUGCGUUAACUGUUUUUACCCAACAUGCUGGGUUGUUUUUAAGCCAGCUAUUAUUUAAAAAUUAUUAUAUUGCUGGCUUAAAAUGGGCUGGAAAUUAAAAAUCACACAGAAUUAUAGAGGAAACGGCAAUAAUCAAAAGAUGAACAUUUAUUAUUAAGCAAUAACACCCAUCAACGAAAAUAUAAGACAAACUGAAUUUAUUUGGGUGAAUACGGCAUAGUUUACAAUACUCGUACAUUUAAACUUGUUUAACAAGCAUUUUAGAAAUAAAAAAUGUAACAAUUAAAAGUACCAUUUUAAUUUAAGUGUAAUGAACCGUUCUCUGUAAUCACUUUUCGCUGAAAUAGUGCUGAUUCUUGUGCCGCCGUAUCAUCAAAAUCUGUUAUGCAAGGCAAAAUUAAGGUGUAAAUGAUCGCAGCUGACUGCCACCUCGUCCUUGUACAGCACAGUAAAGACUUUACAAAUGAAAUAAAAUGAAUACAAACCUUUAUUUCGCUGAAGAAGUGCACAAUAUUGGCCGCGAUGAGAAGAGAGCUGGGUUGUUUCUGAGACAGGCUCAACCCAGCAACUGGGUAGAUAAAAAUGACCCAGCAGCUUAGUUACAGAAAAACUACCCAGCACCUGGGUAAAAAAAAAUUAAUAAAAAUAACCCAAUAAAAUGGCCCAAUAAGCUGCAUUUGGGUUAAAAAAAAUAACCGAGCAUUUUUAGAGUGCAGAAAAACUAACCAGCACCUGGGUAAAAAUAUUAAAAACCCAAUUAAAUGACUCAACAGGCUGAACCCAGCAUUUUUUAGUGUGACGGUCCAUCCCUGAACAUAAUCGUAAGUGGGGUGUAAGCAGAUUGUAUAAAAACGUACGAAGAUCAUGCAAAUUUAUACGAAGUAGCCACCAAUUUGUGAAUUUUCAUGAGAGUGUGUUGCAAGUGGAGGACUGCUGUGGGUUCGAGUGUGUGAUGAAUGGAAGAAAGACCGGCUUCACAAAGCUGCAGCAGACUAGCGGAGGUUUCCAUAGGACAUGUUCUGACAGUCCCAUACGCUUCCCAUUAAUUAAGUUUAACUACGCAACGCUAGUUUCACAUUCACACCGAUCCCCGAGGAGCCCUCUCACCAGUCACAUCUACGCUCCCUUUCCCAUUUCUCCUUCCGCUAUAUCCAAAGUUUUGUACAAAGCCUUUAAAAGUUCAUAAUUCCCUUUUUAUUUUAUAAUCUGAAAAUGUUAUGUUUUUAUAAAUAUUAUUUAUUACACAAUGUAUAUAUCUGUAUGACUGAACUAAGAUUAUAUAUUUGAAGAACAAAACAGUCUCAUGAUUUUGCUUUUUAA
Molecule: messenger RNA, 4327 nt
Organism: Labeo rohita (rohu)
Lineage: Eukaryota; Metazoa; Chordata; Actinopteri; Cypriniformes; Cyprinidae
Gene: wnt3
Product: wingless-type MMTV integration site family, member 3
Exons: 4
Coding region: 313-1380 (355 amino acids)
Biological process (GO): cell fate commitment; neuron differentiation; canonical Wnt signaling pathway
Cellular component (GO): extracellular region
Molecular function (GO): cytokine activity; frizzled binding
Source: RefSeq, a predicted model, not a curated record